Spea bombifrons (plains spadefoot toad) is the source of this 3107-nucleotide messenger RNA. RefSeq names its product ATP binding cassette subfamily F member 3 (gene ABCF3). Gene Ontology annotation, molecular function: ATP binding; ATP hydrolysis activity. The transcript has 21 exons. Lineage: Eukaryota; Metazoa; Chordata; Amphibia; Anura; Pelobatidae. Bases 55 to 2190 code for a protein of 711 amino acids. The record is from RefSeq and is a predicted model, not a curated record.
CGCGCUUCCGGCGCAUUAGUUCCUUUUGCGCCUGCUCCUUGCCGGCCGGCCAACAUGGCUACCUUCGUGGAUAUCUUGAAGAAGGAGUUCCCGCAGCUGGACGCCGAACUCUUACAAUACGUUACCGAUGUCCUUGAAGGUGGCCACUCUGACUUUGAAUCAGAGAAUGACGUGUUUGAAGCUGUUGGGGAGAUCCUGCAGGAUGUAUCAGGAGAUACCAAAGAUGAUGACGAUAUUAGGGAUGUCUGCCUACGGUUGUAUAGGACAAUGUGUCUGGAGGACAACCAUGCCCCCUCAAAGAGUCAGGUGUUGUUGCAGUCUCCCAUACAGUUGAACCAGAUCUCUGACCAUUACGAUGUCGAUCCCCAAAUUGUGAAUGUGUUGUUAAUGAAGAAGGGUCAAACAUCGAGUGUUAAUGUGAAGAAACUGGAGAAAGCGGAAGCUAAGCUGAAAGCCAAGCUAGAGAAACGAACUGAGCGAGACACACACAAACCCUCUGGUCCGCUAGUGAUGGAUGAGGCCUCAGCUAGUCAGGCUGCCAGUAAGAAGGAAAAUCGCAUUGAAAACAGUGGGAAGAACAAGUCUUAUGAUAUCCGAAUCGAUAACUUUGAUGUGUCGUUUGGAGAGAGGGUUCUGCUGACUGGUGCAGAGCUGCAUUUGGCUGCAGGUCGCAGAUAUGGCUUAGUGGGUCGUAAUGGUCUUGGCAAGACCACCCUACUGAAGAUGCUUGCUAGUCGCAGCCUUCGUGUCCCUUCACACAUCAGCAUUCUACACGUGGAGCAGGAGGUGGCUGGAGAUGACACGCCGGCCCUACAGAGCGUACUUGAAUGCGACUUUCUGAGAGAGAGCCUCUUACAGGAAGAGAAGGCCCUAAAUGCCAAAAUCAGCUCUGGAAUGGGUGACGGUACGGAGAGCACACGACUGUCUGAGAUCUACAGCAAACUGGAAGAGAUAGAGGCUGACAAGGCCCCAGCCAGAGCUUCUGUGAUCCUUGCCGGUCUGGGAUUCAAGCACAGUAUGCAACAGCAAAUGACCAAGGAAUUUUCCGGUGGAUGGCGCAUGAGAUUGGCGCUGGCUCGUGCUCUUUUUGCUAGGCCAGAUCUUUUGUUGCUUGAUGAACCCACAAACAUGUUGGAUGUCAGAGCCAUCAUUUGGUUGGAGAAUUAUUUGCAGACCUGGCCUUCCACCAUACUUGUAGUAUCCCAUGACCGAAACUUCUUAAAUGCUGUGGCAACGGACAUCGUGCAUCUGCACAGCCAACGGCUUGAAGGAUAUCGGGGGAACUUUGAGAGCUUCAUGAAAACCAAGGAAGAGCGUCUGAAGAACCAACAGCGGGAGUUCGAGGCACAACAGCAAUAUCGUGAACACAUCCAGGUUUUCAUUGAUCGAUUCCGGUACAAUGCCAACAGAGCCGCCCAGGUGCAGAGUAAGCUGAAACUGCUGGAGAAACUGCCAGAGCUAAAGCCGGUGGAGAAGGAGAGUGAGGCAGUGAUAAGGUUCCCAGAUGGUUUUGAGAAAUUCUCUCCACCUAUCCUGCAGUUGGAUGAGGUCGACUUCUGGUAUUCUCCAGAUCGCCCAAUAUUCAAGAAAUUUUCUGUCUCUGCAGACCUGGAUUCUCGAAUCUGUGUGGUUGGAGAAAAUGGAGCUGGAAAAUCCACAAUGUUAAAGUUGUUGAUGGGGGAGCUGUCUCCAGUGCAGGGCAUUCGACAUGCACACAGGAACCUAAAGAUUGGUUAUUUCAGCCAGCAUCAUGUAGACCAGUUGGAUCUGAACUUUAGUGCUGUGGAAUUACUUGCAAAACGUUUUCCAGGUAAGACAGAGGAAGAAUAUCGCCACCAGCUGGGCAGUUAUGGCAUUUCAGGGGAGCUGGCAGUACGGCCAGUGGCAAGCCUGUCUGGAGGCCAGAAGAGCCGCGUAGCUUUUGCCCAGAUGACCAUACUAUGUCCCAACUUUUACAUUCUGGAUGAACCGACCAAUCACCUGGACAUGGAGACCAUUGAAGCUUUGGGCCGAGCUCUCAACAAAUUCCGGGGAGGACUCAUUCUGGUGUCUCACGAUGAACGUUUUAUCCGUAUUGUUUGCAAAGAGCUCUGGGUAUGUGAAAAUGGAGGUGUGACCCGUAUUGACGGUGGGUUCGAUGAGUACCGGGAUAUCCUACAGGAGCAGUUCCGCAAAGAAGGUUUCUUGUAGAGUCGACACUGUGUGCGUGUGCUUCUCACAUUUCUCCAUCCAUCUCCCCGCUCUGUGAGUGUUCUGUGCAUACUGACUGUCGUGUAUUGGGGAGCAAGAGGGGCUGAUCCAUCACCAAGAGACUGCCAAACUCCAUAUUUCCCAAGCAUCUGCUGGAAAUACUGCCGAUUCUACGUGUGAAAGCAAAAGAACUGUAUUUAUUUCCUAAACGGUGUGGAGGGGAGCAGGUUGAGUUUUAAAUAAAUUGAUCUUUGCUUUGCUGCAGAUUAUUUGCCCAGGUUAAUUAUUUUAGAAUUUACUGCUCUGUUUAUCUCGCCUUAAGAUUGGUCCUUGGUUUCCGGUCAGCUGUUAAUAGUAAUUAAUACAUUGGUUUGUAUUUUAUGUUUAUCAGAACAAGUACUUCACCCUGCCUUGAAGUGAAUCAAGACAUUGCCAUUCUAAUGCAGCAUCGCACUGCUUCCUUUCUACUCUGAUACGAUGCGUAAUCACAUCCGCUUUCCCUUCCCUACCUUUUGCUUAAAGCAGUGAUCAUGUAAUGAAGUUUAAAGGAAUUUUCCUAUAAAGAGCAUUAACUUGCAAUAUUAUUUUACAAUGGGAACAUGUAAAUUGCCUAGGAAAUGUCUCCAUGUCCUACUCCAAAGUAGGUAUCUUAACUCUUCUGUUGGACCGAAACCAUCCAGGUAGACAUGCGUGCGCUCGCUUGCCGUGUCCUUAGUACAUGCUAUGUCGCUAUGAUGUUCGGAUCUCUUACUUUGUGUUAACAUCCCUGUUUAGGGGGCUCCAUUUUGCACAGUAUUUGUUUCGGUGUGCAGCCACACAGCAAAGCAAUCCUGUGUUCCCUCCCGCUGUUAAGUUAUUGAUACUGGCAUGAGAUUUGAAGCAAGCUGUAAAUAAAAGAGCAGAAUCCCCUUCAAUUA